Pungitius pungitius (ninespine stickleback) is the source of this 2370-nucleotide messenger RNA. It is a transcript of the gene serinc3, whose product is annotated as serine incorporator 1. Gene Ontology annotation, cellular component: membrane. Bases 180 to 1619 code for a protein of 479 amino acids. The transcript has 10 exons. The record is from RefSeq and is a predicted model, not a curated record. Lineage: Eukaryota; Metazoa; Chordata; Actinopteri; Perciformes; Gasterosteidae.
UGGCUCAGUGGACAGCCCGUUCGGGCUCCACUGCCUUCGUUAAGCUAUCCGUGUCCGUGUCGUUGUGUGUCCCUGUCGUGUCCGGUCCUGUCGCCUCGGGUUGUUUCCCGGCUUGUGUGCGCAGUCUAGUCUGGAGGACCCUGAGCGCACGGACUGUCCGGUCCUGAACCUGCAGAGACAUGGGAGCCGUUCUGGGAGCCUUUUCUCUCGCAAGCUGGGUGCCGUGCCUGUGCAGCGGUGCAACAUGUCUGAUGUGCAGCUGCUGCCCGAGCACCAGGAACUCCUCUGUGACCAGGAUCAUCUACGCCUCCAUCCUGCUGCUGGGGACCAUCGUCGCCUGCAUCAUGCUGUCGCCGGGUGUAGAUGAGCAGCUGAAGAGGAUCCCAGGCUUCUGUGAAGACGGGGCUGGCUCUUCUAUCCCCGGCCUGCAGGCCGACGUCAACUGUCAAAUGUUUGUGGGCUACAAGGCAGUGUACCGCAUCUGCUUUGGCAUGAGUAUGUGGUUCCUGGGGUUCGCCCUCGCCACGAUUAACAUCAAGAACAGCAGAGACCCCCGAGCCGCCAUCCACAAUGGAUUUUGGUUCUUUAAGUUUGCUGCCUUGGUGGCCAUCACAGUCGGUGCCUUUUAUAUUCCAGAUGGGCCAUUUACAUACACGUGGUUUGUCGCGGGCUCUGGUGGAGCUUUCUGUUUCAUUCUGAUCCAGCUGGUGCUCCUGGUGGACUUUGCCCACUCGUGGAACGAGUCCUGGGUGGACAGGAUGGAGACUGGCAGCCCCAGGAGCUGGUAUGCAGCUUUGCUGGCGGUCACAAUUGUCAACUACAUCCUGUCAUUUACUGCUGUGGUGCUGUUCUUUGUGUUCUACACCAAGCCUGAUGGAUGCUUCAUCAACAAGUUCUUCAUCAGCUUCAACAUGUUGUUCUGCAUCACAGUCUCUGUUAUCUCUGUGCUGCCUAAAGUACAGGAGUCUCAGACACAUUCAGGUCUUCUACAGUCCUCCAUCAUCACCCUGUACACCAUGUAUCUGACCUGGUCUGCCAUGACCAAUGAGCCUGACCAAGAAUGCAACCCAGGUCUACUGAAGAUCUUCCAGCAAAUUGCGGCCCCCACCCCUGCUCCCCUGGAGAUAGAGAACCAGACGGCCGUGGUGAUCAUCGGCACCGAGGAUCCAGUCUUGACGUCCCCGUACCUGCAGUGGUGGGAUGCCCAGAGCAUCGUGGGGCUCGCGAUUUUUGUCCUGUGCAUCCUCUACUCAAGCAUUCGUUCGUCCAGCACCAGCCAGGUGAACAAACUGACCAUGGCCUCCAAAGACUCGGCCAUCCUGGCUGAGGGCGGAAGCAGCCCCGACCUCUCAGAGGAGUCCACAGGACCCAGGCGGCUCGAGGACAAUGAGCGAGACAUGGUCCAGUACAGCUACUCUUUCUUCCACUUCAUGCUCUUCCUGGCCUCACUUUACAUUAUGAUGACCCUCACAAACUGGUACAGCCCGGAUGCAGACUACACCAUCACCAGCAAGUGGCCAGCAGUGUGGGUGAAGAUCACCUCCAGCUGGGUGUGCUUGAGCCUGUACACGUGGACCCUGGUGGCCCCCAUGAUCCUCACCGAGCGAGACUUCAGCUGAUCACUCCGUCCUCCACUGACCAAAAGCUGACCAUGUUGCCUAAAUCUCAAUCUUCAAGUAGUGGUAUUUACUGAAGUGAAAGCAAGCUAUUUGUGUGUGUAUUGUGAACUAAAUACUACUAUGACCUGUAAAUCAAAUAUAAGGUCAUGGUCCAGCAAUUCAACAUAGUCAGAUUUGACUAAAUACAAAUAUAUUUUCAUUGUUAAAAAUACAGGUGUAUUACAGUAAUAAUAAUGACUGUUUGUAAACUGCAUACAGUGGAAAGUCCAUAUAGUUUACUGCUAUACUAAUGACUGUAAACCAGUGUUGGUAAAACUGGCACAUUCCUGCAAUACGUCUCAAAGUCAUUACAGUUUCAGUCAAUGAAGUUUCUGACCAAUAUCUAUGGACUAAUGGACCAAUGUUUGACUGUAAAGGUGAGAUGUGAUGGUUUGAGGUUGUAAAUAUAUCCUUACAGGAACAGACUUGCAUUAGACACAAUCUGAAAGAUUUCUUUGAAGCUGAUAUGAGUGAUAAUGUUAUUCUUUGUGCAUUAUAGCAUGACUCCAAACAAUAUGCAAUAGCCUUAAUGUUUAUAAUGAUUUUACUUUCAAAGAAUGUCAAGAAUGUCUUUUUUUAAUCUUGUAAAGUGAAGUUUUGUAAGAAAUGUAUGCUAAUGAAUAUAAAUGAAACCAGGCUUCUAUGAUACAGACGCUGACCAAAUGCCUUGUAAGCCAAAGUGAUCUAGUCAGUAAAUGCUAUUUACGCCUUG